Molecule: messenger RNA, 596 nt
Organism: Salvelinus namaycush (lake trout)
Lineage: Eukaryota; Metazoa; Chordata; Actinopteri; Salmoniformes; Salmonidae
Gene: mgst2
Product: microsomal glutathione S-transferase 2
Exons: 5
Coding region: 52-492 (146 amino acids)
Biological process (GO): leukotriene biosynthetic process
Cellular component (GO): membrane; nuclear envelope; endoplasmic reticulum
Molecular function (GO): leukotriene-C4 synthase activity; glutathione peroxidase activity; enzyme activator activity
Source: RefSeq, a predicted model, not a curated record
UAUAACAGUGGGCAAACCGUAUCUCUCUUUGGCUAAAACUAUACUAAAAUCAUGACUACAGAAAUACCCGUUCUGCUGGCUGCCGUGUCUCUGUUUUCUGCCCUUCAAAUGGGGUACCUGGCGAGACGGGUGGGGCUGGCGAGAAUGACACACAAGGUCAUACCGCCCACUGUCACUGGACCACCGGAGUUUGAGAGAACAUUCCGGGCACAUCAGAACAAUGUUGAGUUGUACCCAGUCUUCCUAGUGGUGCUGUGGACUUCUGGACUGCUCUUCAGUGAAGUGCUUGCUGUUCUUGGAGGUGUUGUGUAUAUGGUGGCUCGACACAUGUAUUUCAAUGGAUACGUCAUGUCCACUAAAAAAAGGUUGCCUGGGUUUUACCUGACUUUGGGUGCCUUAUUCUGCUUGUCUGUGCUGAGCACCAUUGGUAUUCUUCAUGGCAUUCUCCUUGAAUACUUUUACAAAAUAGUUUCUAUGAUGGUGACACAUUAGCAAUGAAUAUUAACAAAUGGAUGGGGAAAAUGCCAUGGUAGUGACAUUUCUGUUUUGUGCUAUACAAUUGUGAAACUACUAAAUAAAAUAUAAAAAAAUGUUUU